Molecule: messenger RNA, 711 nt
Organism: Monosiga brevicollis MX1
Lineage: Eukaryota; Choanoflagellata; Craspedida; Salpingoecidae
Exons: 1
Biological process (GO): regulation of membrane potential; detection of mechanical stimulus; cellular response to mechanical stimulus
Cellular component (GO): membrane
Molecular function (GO): mechanosensitive monoatomic ion channel activity; monoatomic cation channel activity
Source: RefSeq, a predicted model, not a curated record
UUCCUCCUAUUCCAAUUUCUUUUGAUUGUUCUGGACCGCGUCAUCUACAUUACGCGCUCGUUGACUUACAAGCUCUACUAUCACGUGGUCAUGGCCAUCCUGAUACAUGCGCUGGUGUUUUUCUGGAUUCCUUCAGCGACCUACCGUAGCUUUGGGUCCAACGCCAUCCUGAUCACACUCUACAUUUUGAAAAUCAUUUACUUCUUUCUCAGUGCCAAUCAAAUCAAAUCGGGCUAUCCUGAUACAGUGCAGCGCAAUGCACUUUUGCAGAAUGUCACCUUUGUUGGAUGGCUCAUCUUUGUCAUCUACAAGGCCAUUCCAUUCCUGUACGAACUGCGCAUGCUCUUGGAUUGGUCCUGCAUUCCCACAACACUGGAUUUGAACCAUUGGCACAAGAUGGAAGACAUUGCGGGGCAGCUAUAUCUGAAUCAGUAUCAGCUCAAGACCGUGCGUCGGCAAGGCCGCGCUUUGGGUGCCCCGCAGCCUCGGUCCAAAAAGUUUUUGGCGGGGGGCCUGCUGUUUGUGCUUCUUCUCAUCGUUGUUUGGUUUCCGUUGCUUCUGAUCUCGCUGGUCAACCAAAGCGCUGUCUCCAACUUGCCCACGUCAGUGGACAUUAGCCUUGAGAUCAAUGACUAUGAGCCCAUCUUUGUGAUGGAUGCAACCACGCUGCAGCAAUCCAUCAGCUCGACAUCGUACGGCCACCUACUGAAC